Molecule: messenger RNA, 6147 nt
Organism: Octodon degus (degu)
Lineage: Eukaryota; Metazoa; Chordata; Mammalia; Rodentia; Octodontidae
Gene: Atf7ip
Product: activating transcription factor 7 interacting protein
Exons: 15
Coding region: 172-3981 (1269 amino acids)
Biological process (GO): regulation of DNA-templated transcription
Cellular component (GO): transcription regulator complex; nucleus
Molecular function (GO): protein binding; transcription coregulator activity
Source: RefSeq, a predicted model, not a curated record
GGGAGAAGCGGGUUUGUUUUUGAAUCUGCGGAGGCGGCGGCAGUGGCAGCGGCGGCACGGCGACUGAAGCGCGCUAGGCUGAGGCGGCAGCGUUGGGGACGGCUGCGCAGGACGGCGUGUAGGAAGGAACUUGGUUCCCCCUCCGUCCUCUCCCGCCCCAAAAGAUCCAAUAUGGAUAAUAUAGAAGAACCUCAGAAAAAAGUCUUUAAGGCUCGAAAAACAAUGAGAGUGAGUGAUCGGCAACAGCUUGAAGCAGUAUACAAAGUCAAGGAAGAACUAUUGAAAACUGAUGUCAAGCUUUUAAAUGGCAGCCAUGAAAAUGGAGAUUUGGACCCAACCUCCCCUUUGGAAAAUAUGGAUUAUAUUAAAGAUAAGGAAAAGGUAAAUGGCAUUGAAGAUAUUUGUUUUGGUUCUGAAGAAAGUAAAACAGAAUGGAAAGAAAAACCCUGUAUUCUACAUGUUAAUGUAAAAAACAAGCAAGAAGAUGAUUUAAAUGAACCUUUGUCUCCUCAAAAAGUAACCCCUGAACCAGCCUCUGAACUGACCACUGAGCAAACUUCUGGUAAUCUAGCCUCUAGUGAGCUGGCCACUGGAGAUUCAGCCUCUAGUGAUUCCACUUCUGCUGAUCUCACCACUGGGGAUGCAUCCUCUGGUGAUCCUGCUUCUGGAGAACUUAGCUCUAGAGAUCCUGCCACUGGUGAUUCUGCCUGUGGUGAACUGGUUUCUAGUGAACCUAUUGCUGGUGAACCAGUUCCUAGUGAAAGAGUUUGUGGUGAACCAGCUUCGGGUAAUUGUGCCUCUGAUAAUCUAUCCUCUGAUGAUCUAGUUUCUGGUGAUUCACCCUCUGAUAAUCCUUCCUGUAGUGAACUGGUCUCUGAUGAUCUGGCCCCUGGUGAACCAGCCCCUGGUGAUCUGGCCUCUGGUGAACUGGCCCCUGGUGACCAGGCCCCUUGUGAACCAGCCUCUAGUGACUUGGCCUCUAGUGACCUGGCCUCUAGUGAACUGACUUCAGAAUCAGCCUUUGCUCCCACCUUUGAACCAAGUUCUGUACCAGAACCAGCUCUUGAAACUGACAGUACAGAACAGUGUAGCAAUAACGAUAAAGAUUUUCUUGAAAAAAAUGAGGAUGAUGAAAGUUUAGGCCAGAUUCAGAAUAAGGACUCAGUUGAUGAGAAAAAGAAAGCUGACAGUAAUAUUGAUAGUAGUAAUGAAGAAACUCUAGAAACAGGUGAUACAGUGAUUUGUUCAGAUAUCUCUCCUGAAAAUGAAAAGAAGGGAGAAGAUCCUUUCACAGAGCUUGCUCUUGGAGAAGAGGCUAUAUCUAGCAGCAUGGAAAUUGACCAAGGUGAAAAGAAUGAAGAUGAAAAAUCUACAGACCUUGUGGAAACCAUUAGUGAAAAUGUCAUACAAAAUGACAAAAAUGAGACUAUCUUAGAAAAUACUGAUUCUAUGGAGGCAGAUGAAAUUAUUCCUAUUUUGGAAAAACUUGCACCUGCUGAGGAUGAACUUACUUGCUUUUCUAAAACUUCUCUCCUUCCAAUUGAUGAGACAAAUCCAGAUUUGGAAGAGAAAAUGGAAGUUUCUUUUGGUUCACCAUCUAAACAAGAAAGUAGUGAGAGUUUGCCUAAAGAAGCCUUUUUGGUCCUUUCUGAUGAAGAUGAUAUUUCAUGUGAGAAAGAUGAGUCUGAAAUUAUAUCACAAAAUGAAACAUGCUCUACAGCAGAAGUAGAGAAGAAUGAAAAGGACAGCAAAUCUCAGGAAGAAGAGCAAAUGGUAGAUGAGGAAGAUGAAAGACCUUCUGAAAAAAAUGAAUUUCUUGGAAGAAAACGUUCUAAGUCAGAAGACAUGGACGAUGUGCAGGCCAAACGUCGCCGUCGCUAUAUUGAAGAGGAAUAUGAGGCAGAAUUUCAAGUGAAGAUUACAGCCAAAGGAGACAUUAACCAGAAGCUUCAAAAGGUCAUGCACUGGUUGCUGGAAGAAAAAUUGUGUGCACUACAGUGUGCUGUCUUUGAUAAGACUUUAGCAGAAUUGAAAACACGAGUGGAAAAGAUUGAAUGCAACAAGAGGCACAAGACUGUUCUUACUGAACUACAGGCCAAGAUAGCCAGGUUAACCAAACGUUUUGGAGCAGCCAAAGAAGAUCUUAAGAAAAGACAAGAGAACCCACCAAACCCACCUGUAUCACCUGGAAAAUCUUCAAGUGAUAUGAUUAGCAAUAAUAUGGCCUACAGAAAUGCAAGCACAGUAAGACAGAUGUUGGAGUCCAAAAGAAAUGUAGGUGAGAGUGCACCGCCAUCUUUUCAAACUCCUGUGAAUACAGUGUCUUCAACCAAUCUUGUUACUCCUCCAGCAGUUGUCACUAGCCAGCCUAAAUUGCAAAAUCCAACAACCUCAUGUUCUCAGACAGCAACACCAGUUCUUCCUGCACCCAAUACAGCUACAGUAGUUGCAACUACUCAAGUGGCUACUGGAAAUCCUCAGCCUACAAUUUCUUUACAGCCUUUGCCAGUGAUUUUGCAUGUUCCUGUUGCAGUAUCCUCUCAGCCUCAGCUCCUACAGAGCCAUCCAGGGACUUUAGUAACCAAUCAGCCAUCUGGCAGUGUUGAAUUUAUUUCUGUGCAAAGCCCACCUACAGUGAGUGGUCUUACCAAAAAUCCAGUAUCUUUGUCAUCUUUGCCAAAUCCUUCUAAACCAAACAAUGUUCCUUCUGUGCCCAGUCCUAGUAUUCAAAGGAAUUCUCCUGCCAGUGCUGCACCAUUAGGAACAACACUUGCUGUACAGGCUGUUCCGACAGCACACUCUAUUGUACAAGCCACAAGGACUUCUUUACCUGCAGUAGGCCCAUCAGGACUCUAUAGUCCAUCAAAUAAUCGAGGUCCCAUACAGAUGAAGAUUCCAAUAUCUGCUUUUAGUACUUCGUCUUCUGUGGAACAAAAUAGCACUACUGCCCCAAGAAUUGAAAACCAGACAAACAAACCAAUAGAUGCUUCUGUUAAUAAGAAAGCAGCUGAUAGCACAGCACAGGGUGGGAAAGCCACUGGCAGUGAUUCAGGUGGUGUCAUCGAUCUCACAAUGGAUGAUGAAGAAAGUGGAUCUUCACAAGACUCCAAAAAAAUCAGUCACACUCCUGUAUCAACUAUGGGUUCUUCUCAGCCCAUGCCUCGACCAUUACAACCCAUCCAACCAGCACCACCUCUUCAGCCAUCUGGGGUACCAACAAGUGGACCAUCUCAAACUACGAUACACUUACUACCUACAGCUCCAACCACAGUGAAUGUAACACAUCGUCCAGUAACUCAGGUGACCACAAGACUCCCUGUACCAAGAGCUCCUGCAAACCAUCAAGUGGUUUAUACCACUCUGCCAACACCAACAGCUCAGGCCCCACUACGAGGAACUGUUAUGCAGGCUCCUGCUGUUCGACAGGUCAAUCCUCAAAAUAGUGUUACUGUUCGAGUGCCUCAAACAACCACGUAUGUUGUAAAUAAUGGACUAACCCUGGGAUCAGCAGGACCUCAGCUCACAGUGCAUCACCGACCACCACAAGCGCAUACUGUAAAUGAGCCCCCACGCCCUGUGCACCCAGCACCCUUGCCAGAAGCCCCACAGCCACAGCGGCUGCCCCCAGAAGCUGCCAGCACAUCUCUGCCUCAGAAGCCACACUUGAAGUUAGCCCGAGUUCAGAGUCAGAAUGGCAUUGUACUGUCAUGGAGUGUCCUGGAGGUGGAUCGAAGCUGCGCUGCUGUUGAUAGUUAUCACCUCUAUGCCUACCACGAGGAGCCCAGUGCCACCGUGCCCUCACAGUGGAAAAAGAUUGGGGAGGUGAAGGCCCUGCCCCUGCCCAUGGCAUGCACUCUUACCCAGUUUGUGUCUGGCAGCAAGUACUACUUCGCAGUCCGAGCCAAGGAUAUUUAUGGACGUUUUGGACCUUUCUGUGAUCCACAGUCAACUGAUGUGAUCUCUUCUUCCCAGAGCAGUUAAACCUUGGAGCCUUUAUCUUUUCCUGUUUCAGAAGUUCCACUUUUUAGUCUUGUUUUUAAUCUUGUGCAUGAUAUCCAAUGUAAAAUUCACAUUGUGCAAGAUUUCUUGGACUGAUGUGUGUAUACACUACAUUUGUUUAUAACCAGAAGCAAAAUAAAUUCAGCCUAUAAUGCAACAAUCUUUCCUGGACAAUUCAAGCUUCAGGGUUUUGAAAUAUAAAUGUGUAUCAUCUUUUAGUUAUGAGUCUGGGGAAUAUGUAUGGGUGUUUUAUGGUUUUUUUGUUGCUGUUUUUUGUUUGUUUGGUUUUCCUAUUUUUGUGUUUAGUGCAGUGGAAUCUCCCAUUUUCAUUCUCAAAUUUAUCUCUCUCUUCAGUAUGAAAUGAAUAGAUCAAAGAAUCUGAGGUGUAUAACAGGCGUGAUUCUGAUAAGGCUUUUAUAGAAUCAUGAUUAAGUGAUUCAAACUGAAUCUAAAUAAAACCCAAAGAACUAACUGAAAAGCAAAAUGGAUAGCUUAAAAUAAGUUAAUCUGAACACAGGAAAGGAGCUAAUCAUUUUUUUCUGUUAUUUCUUCUCCUGGGUGUUAGGUGAAAAUCAAUCUGCACAACCCUUCCCCCAUCUUCCCUUAAUCUGGCUUUUAAAUUUAUUUGUGCCUUAAAGGUUAACUCCAGAAAUAAACAUGGCCAUACACUGUUGUUUACUCUUCCCUUCUAGCUUCUCUACCUUAAUUUCUCUUUUCACUUCCACCAUAUUUGGCACAUACCUCUCUAGUCAUUUUUAAACCAAGGCCUUUAUAUAUACUCUACCCCAAAUCUGUGCUACCCACUGCAUUUGACUUGCCAUUUUCUUCUUAAGUGUAUAGAUGACUUUCACUUUUGUUCAGCAAUCCAUAAAAUGGACAAGUGGACCAAGAGAAAACCGUAUUGUGUAUAAAAAGUUUCCAUCAAACCAGUUUCUGCGUCCAUGUUGCACACUGCAUUAGAUUUCUAAAGCACUUGUUGUUUACACUGUCAUCCAUAAUGUAGUAGUCUUUCAAAGGAAGAAAAUAGUAAAAGUUCACAAAUACAGUGAGCUAAUGUAUCAAAGAGAAAGCUGUGUUUCCUCUUUAUUCUCAUGUUAAUCCUGUUUUUAAUCUUUUAUCUUGGUUUUGAUUGUGCCAAAUUGAGCCUGAUUUAGCCUUUAUCUGCUUUGGACUACAUUUAAAGUAGCUCUGUGGGGUCCUUUCAUAUAGCAAUUAGACAUAACCACUCGUGUAUCUCCAUUCCUCUUCAAGAAAUAAAAUUCAGUCAUAUUUUCAUUAUUGGAUGCAAGCUAUCUGGUUAUCAGGUAGGAAUUUUCAGUGUAGGUAAUUUAGGACAGGAGGGCUGGGUUAAGUUUUAGGGAUGAGUGUGGUUGAGAAAAUUUUGAAAGGUAUUCAUGGAGUUUGUGAAAUAACUUUUCAAGUUCCUUCCCUUGGUGUUUUGAAUUUAUAUUUCUGCUUCUCUAAAUAUAUUAUUUUUUCCUGGGAUUAUAGGUGGGAGCUAUUCCUUUUAUUAGUUUACAACUUGAUAGCUUCUAAUAGGAAAUACUAUUCUAGAUGUAAAAAUAUCUUUAGAUACUUUUUUACUGGUCAUUGUAAUGUUAUCUUAGGUGUGAAGUUUGAUUAGUAAUAGAGGAUGACAACAGUUGCCAGGAUGUAAACUCUCUAAACCUUCAUUUUACUCUGAAAACUUUGAGACAAUGAGAAUUACUUUUCCAUGAAUUAAAUUUCCCAACCAUGUAGAUACUGCUAAUUUUGGGACAAAUCAUGAGAUGUUCCCACUAUUACAAGAAUGAAAAUUUCAAAAGGAGAAAAUUGACAUUACAAUAUGUAUGAAUACCUAUCAAUAUAUGCAUGUAUACAUGUUUUUACCUGCAAUGGUUGUAAUGUUGAUUAUGUGAUAAAGAUCAUUCUGGUCUACAGAAUGGAAAGCUCAUAUUCACAAUAGUUUAUUGGCUGAUUUCAUGGUCAAGUUGUAAAGAUUUGUUUACCUAGUCUACAAAAAUUUCCCUUGUUGAAUGUUUUUAAUAUUCACUACAUUAAUCUUGUUUUUAAAAAUGUAAUUGCACAUAUCAUCAGAUGAAGAAAGCCCAGUAGAAUGAAUAUUUUGUAUUAUUUUAGCCUGUGUUGGCUGUUUUCUGUCAAAAAAAA